AAAUCAGUUCACCACUUAUGUAUGUAGGGUGCCAAAAUUCUUAUUUUUGUUUAUAGGCUUGCAAUCUGUUGGGAAGUAUGUUGUUACUGUAUUGUAAAAUCAUUUAUCAAUAAUUAUUAGUUGUUCAAACAUUCAUUGCAUUCCAAAGUUUGUUGUAACCAGUGUUAGACAAGCAUGGAUAGCAAAUUAAAAGCAAGCCUUGGCAACUCAUGGAAAAGGCACUUAGGCUUCUCCAGAAAGGAAAUAAUCUAAGAGGUGUUCGGAGGAAAUGCAGUCAAAAUGGUACUGCUCAAAUUAAUGGUUUUGAGGGAUGCAAGGUUGCUGGAAAGAAGAGUGAUAAGGUGGUUAGUGACGAUCGUCUGAAAGAUGAAAUUGUUUCUGAACACCUGACUAGGAACAUUCAGUUUUUUGGGUUUGAAUCACAACAGAAGGUGAGUGCGUCAUAUGUUGUGGUGAUUGGUCUUGGAGGGGUUGGCAGUCAUGCUGCUUCUAUGCUCUUGAGGUCGGGGAUUGGCAAACUUCUUCUUGUUGACUUUGACCAGGUUUCUCUUUCGUCACUAAAUCGACACGCUGUUGCGACAAGAGCAGAUGUUGGCAUCCCCAAAGCUCAGUGUCUUAAGGAGCAUUUCUUAUCUAUCUUUCCGGAGUGCCAAAUAGAUGCAAAAGUGAUGUUAUAUGAUUCAUCUACCGAAGAAGAAAUUCUCUCAGGUCACCCUGACUUUGUUCUAGACUGUAUUGAUAACAUUGAUACCAAGGUGGCACUUCUUGCUGCAUGUGUACGUAGGGGCUUGAAGGUUCUAUCUGCAACAGGGGCUGGUGCUAGAGCUGAUCCAACGAGAAUACGCAUUGCUGAUCUAAGAGAGUCUACUAAUGAUCCAUUAUCUCGAUCGGUAAGACACCGUUUGAGGAAAGAUCAUGGCAUUGAAGGUGGCAUCCCUGUUGUGUUUUCUUUAGAAAAACCCAAAGUUAAGCUGCUUCCAUUUAAGGCUCCAAGUGGAGAAGAAGAAAACCCUUCCGACUAUCAGAUAGUUCCGGGUUUUAGGGUCCGUAUCAUACCUGUUCUAGGCACCAUCCCUGCAAUAUUCGGGCAAGUUAUGGCUUCCUAUGUUUUGACGGAUUUAGCAGGAUUGCAUGUUCAAACAGAACCUGUAGUCAAUUUUGACAUGGAUCAUUACCAUAUUCUUCAUCAACGACUUAUUGAGCACGAGGAAUCGAUGUAUGGAACUGCCAUGCAAGUGCAGGUAGAUGUUGAAGAAGUGAUGUAUAUUGCUAAAGAAUUAUGGCAUGGAAGAAGUGCUAGAGAGCAGAUUGCGAAAGACGUUGGACGAGGAAUGUGGCGAUCAAUUAAUGAAUUAAUGCUUGUGAGGUGGGACCGCACAAAACCGGCGUCUAUUUCAAAUUUGAUUCUUUUGAAAUUCAAAGAGGUGGAUGAGCAUGAGUCACGGACAUUGGAUGAUAUACAGGAAAAGGAACCAGAGUUUUACAGUAGAGUGACUACUGUAUUAAAAAGAGCUGAAAAUGAUUUUGGAUUAUGACAUUAGAGGACUAUAACUAUUCCCCUUGGUUUAGUGUUGUAUUUCUAAUAGGCUGCUUUUCUUUUCUAUUUUGGUUAUACACUUUCUCCUCUGUAAUAAAAUAUAAGUAAAAAGAAUAUUUAAAAAGUUGAUCUAUCUGUCUAAUAUUUUUUUGUUUAUAUUUCAUUUACAAGGAAGUACAGUCCAAGAGGCAAUUUGUUCUUGCUGUAGAAUGUUUUGGAACCAAUGAGUAAGGUCAAUGAUAUAAUAUUCUUAUUUCUUAAUUAA
Molecule: messenger RNA, 1802 nt
Organism: Cicer arietinum (chickpea)
Lineage: Eukaryota; Viridiplantae; Streptophyta; Magnoliopsida; Fabales; Fabaceae
Product: tRNA threonylcarbamoyladenosine dehydratase-like
Biological process (GO): cyclic threonylcarbamoyladenosine biosynthetic process
Cellular component (GO): plastid
Molecular function (GO): ubiquitin-like modifier activating enzyme activity; tRNA threonylcarbamoyladenosine dehydratase activity
Source: RefSeq, a predicted model, not a curated record